UUUCAAGAUGGCGGAGGAUCUUGUUCAAGUCGACGAUCAGGACAUUCAACACUGUUUUGACACUGCCGUGCGCAUAGCACGUAACGCAGGAGAGGUAAUUGCAUCAUUGAAGUGUAUUAUAGGUAAAUAUGGACGAACGAGUUCCAAAGUUUGUUCGGAACUUGAAAAUUUGGCGCCAACGACUUCGACAAGUUUUUUUUGCCGGUUAUUAUGUCGAGUGCAUGUCACGUGUAGCCUGACUUUCAGGAUGCGACCCAAAGAUAUGUCUGAAAUUCAGGCUAUUUAACGUGAAGUUGCCAAGUUUAAAUCGAAUUGACAACAGCGAAAACAAACUGUCAAGUUCAACGCCAAUGUACUAUCAUUAGGUUGUGCGGGUAGCUUUUCAUAAGGAAAAGAACAUUGACACAAAGUCUUGUGGAACAGAUCUAGUAACAGAAACAGAUAAACAAGUUGAGGAGUUAAUCAUUGGAUCCCUAAAGAAGGAAUUUCCUUCUCACAGGUAAAUUAUCUUUUUAGAUAAUGACUUAAAAGUCAUGACAUUUUUAUAUUUUUCCUGUUUUCCUUAUGUUUUUUCUAUUUUUAGCCAUUUCUUCCCUCUUCCGUCCCCUGGUUGUCAAUAAGUGUGCCAGUUUUAUUGUACCAGGUGAUUAUCUUAUGUAUUUAUGUUGGCAGUUUCAUUGGUGAGGAAACAGUAAGUGCCGGUGGAAGCUGUAAUCUCACAAACAAUCCAACAUGGAUAAUUGAUCCCAUUGAUGGUACAACCAACUUUGUUCACAGGUAAGUAGCAGAUGCAAACCUCUGGAAAUCUAAAAUUUGGAGGCUCUCUCCUUUGCAUCAACACCUCCCCCUCCCUCCAAGAAAAUAUCAACGCCCUCCCCCCUUGGUGCAAUUAGGACAAUUUACACCCCUUAGCGAUAUAAAAACCAUCCCUAUCAUUUUUAAAAGGGAGUCCCCUCCAGAUUCAGCUGGGCUGUUAACAAAACUGCAGAUAGACUGGAUCAGAUCAAUCUGUUGUAACCCUCUCCCUAUAGCUGGUCCAAUCAGCUCAAUCCAUAAUUUUGAGCAAAUUUCAGGGUUUCUGAAUUUUGUCAUUUUGAAAAUUUCUUUAUAUUCUCAGGACACCCAUCCCAAAUGGAUUUGGUUACCACAAUGACCAUCUUUAACCCUGGAAAAAUGUAAAAUUUUCAUAUGUCACUUGUUAUUAUUGAAAAUUAAAAUUACUUGAAACCUCUUGUUUCAAUCUGUUGUAAUCUCCCAAUAGCUUUCAGUUCAAUCCAAAUUUUGUACAAAUAGGGUUAGUUCUGUAUUUUUCUAAAAUGGAUUUGGUACCAAAUCACCUAGUGAUUUCACUUAUAAUUUGAAACCUCUUGCUCCAAGACUAUUUUUAUUUCAUGAAACUUUUUUCUAAAAGCAAAAGACAAGGUUUCUCCAAGACUAUUUCAUUUGUGGUCAUUUUUAGAUGAGAAACUUGGAACUGCACUGAAGCGGAAUUAAAUUACAAGACAUUUGCACUUGUUUAUUUAAUUUUCAUUGAUCGGUGAUAAUUUUUAGCCAGGGGGCAAAAAAUUAAUGAUGAAAGUUUACAUUUUCGUUUUAAAAGCACAGAACAAGUGGGGAAUUUUGCCAGCCGUUCAAUUCAUCCUUUGUGUAUGCAUAUGUCUCGAAAGUGCAAAUUUUUUUUAUCACAGAAGUAAGCGAGGAUUGCAAAAGCCAUUUGUCUCAGUCCACAACGCAUACUUCAUGAUUCUAAACACAGAGAGCGUUUGAUGAAUUUCAAGAGAUCAGUUAAACGACAAGUUCAUUAUAUUUCUUGACUUGACUCUCAAUUCUCAAAACUAGAGAAUUGAUUCUCAAGACUCAAGAAUUGAUUCUUGAAAGUUUCAAGAAUCAAGAUGCAAGUGACUGUCAACUUACUUUUGAGUGGUACUGUAAAAUGGGAAGAACUGGGCUUUUCCUAUGUUUGGACUGGAAUGCUCCUUAACACUCCUUAAAAAUUGUUCAUCUUAGAUUUCCUUAUGUGGCGGUGUGUAUUGGCUUGGCAAUCAACAAAAAGGUGAAAAUUUAGUCUAUUUUAAACUCAUUUUCUAGCUUCUUAGAAGCCUGCCCAUCCCUAAAUAGAUAAUCAUAAGAAGCUAGAUAAUCUUUGUGCAAAACUGUGUAAUAAAUUAACUGAUCAGAAAGUGUUUCUAACAAGAAACUGGACAGGUAGAACAGUCCCUCUACUCUAUUCUAGGUUUACGGGUCAGGAAGACAUCAAUAGAAUAAUAGUUUUUGUUGGCCUUUCUUGGCACCCAGCGUAGUUUUGCUCUCAACAUAAUCUAAGAUAACAGCUUCAAGAUUAAUGGUGACCCAACAAAAAUUCUUUUCAGCACAUGUGAUAGAGGUAUUAUUUACCGUGUACUGCUUUUGCUACAUAGCAAUUUAGCAGUUUUAGAUUACUCUUAUACCUUAAACAGUUAGAGUGAUUUUACUUGAACCGUGAAACAGAUAUUAACAAAUAGUGCAAAAUAGGGAGAGGUAGACAAAAGAAGACGAUAAAAUUAGUGCAUAAUAUUGCAUAGUAUUCCACUACCUAUUUCAUGGUUCAAGUAAAAUCACUCUAACUAGGAGAGGUAUGCCUGGGUGGUAAUACUAGGAAUUCUUUGCUGGGGAUGUGUUGGUCAAAUCCUGAUGAUCCUAGAUUUCAGACCAAAACAUGCCAUUUUCCGUAUUUGUUUUCAGACCUUGCUUCUAAAAUCCGUAUCAAUUUUCAGAGCUGACUUCUGAAAGUUGUACUUCAUCUACCAACCCAUUGCCUUGGUUGACAAGCUAAACAUGCAUGAAUCAAUUUUGAUAACUCAUUCAUAGUCCCCUAAUUGUGUAAAUAGUGACAAAUGGCCUGCAUAAAAGUAAGACUAAUUUUCUUUUCUCAUGUUUGUCAUUUUUAACUACCUAGGUAGAAAUUGGGGUCAUAUACAGUUGUAUUAGAGAUGAGCUAUACACUGCCAGGAGAGGCUCUGGAGCAUUUCGUAAUGGAAAGCAAAUUCACUGUUCUGGUCUUACAGGUAGCUGUCAAGUGAACAAAAUCAGAUCUAUUAGAAUACAGGAGGCCUUAGAUAGCAAGACCAGAAAUGGGGGUGGGGGGAGAGGGUCAGUCAAGGGAAGCUAAGGUACACUUGUGCCACGUGUUUAAGACAAAAAUUCUUGACCCAUCAUCGCCAGCCUUCAACUUCCUCCAGACCAAAAAGACAUCCUGUUCAAGUCACUAAAUACCGUGUGGAACAAAAUUUUUGCGGGUUCUAAUUUUUAUUUUUCCAGCAAUUCACAAAAAUAAGAAAGUGUGCCCCAUUUCCAGGACCUGAACCUUGUUGCAGUGACCCGUGGUUUGUAAAAACAAGGUUUUGAUAGGGGUCUCUUUGUAUGUAUUUGGGAAUCGUGGUUGAGGUUAUUAUCUAAGGUUUGUCUUUUAUUGUAAUGGCUCUAUUAUCUUACAAGUUUUUCUUGCAAAAAGGGAGGGGCUUUUUAAUCUGAGUCAUUUUCUAGGGGACAUCAGCAGAUUUAGAGUUGCGUUUACAGCAAAAUAUUAAUGUUAAUGUCAGAUUCAAGUUGAGAAAUUCUCAAAACAGAAAAAUAAUUUAUUAUGAACAAAAUUGAUAAAAACAGCUUGAAUUGUGAAACAGUUCCUUUGGAGAAAACUGGCAUAAAUCUUCUGAUUUCUGUGUACAGUAGUUAAAACGGAGCAGAAAACAACAACAACGGGGAGUAAUUGGCCACGUGGUACAAAUUUGCAUUUGUUUUCCAUAAACGUGGCUCUAAAUCUCUCUAAAAACUUCACAUGGUCUGCACGAGGGGGAAUCUUAUUAAUCUUAGCAAUAUUGUUCUACUGAAGGACAAUGUGCAAAGUUGAUGUUAUCACCUAACUUCCACUUUUAUUAUUACUCUUUGACAGAUAUAAGCAAAGCUCUUGUCAUCACCGAGUUGGGUGCUUCUAGGGAACUUGCAAACAUGGAAGUUGUAAAUAAGAACUUUAGGACUGUAGCGGAGCCACCAAUUCGAGUUCAUGGGUAAGUAACUGAGCUGUAGUGUUCAUCAGAGGUGCAAACCCUCUCACGUCUGAAAUCGUGAAAUUUUCUUACUCAUCGACCCAGUCUGUGAAUCAGGCUCCUUGGUGGGGAAAGCGCUAAAUAAUGGGGUUAACAGUUGGAGAUUGGGGAGAAGAAAAGUGACGGCUCCUUCCCCUCAUUUCUCCUGCCAACUGACUUGCUUCUUUCUUCCCAUUUUCCCUGUCAUUCACCUUUUUUUCCAUUAAGGAGCCAGGUGCCAGGCUUGACUUCUGAUUUUUUUUAAUUUUAACGACUAGCCUGUGCACAGAAGCCCCCUUCCUACAAAGGAUUUUUAAGGGGAGGGAGAGUCUGUACAGAGGUUAGUAACUAGACUACAAAACAGUUGGGUUUUUUCUCAAAAUCAGUUUAGCGUAGUGUAAGAGUAGCGUAAGAGUCUCACGCGCGCAAAGCGUGCAAGCCUCACACGUCCAGAGGGUCACUCUUUCCAGUCUUGCUCUCCAUUUUCAGCCUCGCUCCAGACCUUUUAAUAGUUCGACUGUUCAUGCAUACCUGAAUAAACAAAAAUACGGACUGUUUUGCAGUCUAGUUAGUAACAAGAAGUUUCCUCGCCAUUUGCAUGAUUGUAGUUAUUUUUUUCUUUCUGUUAUUCUGUGUAGCAUCAGAAUGUUAGGAUCAGCAGCACUUAAUUUGUGCUCAAUAGCAGAGGGUAGUGCUGACCUGUAUUAUGAGUUUGGAAUUCAUGUUUGGGAUAUCGCUGCUGCUGGUUUAAUAGUUGAAGAAGCUGGAGGAGUUCUCUUAGAUCCUUCUGGUAUGUAAAGCCCCAUUUUACACAGCCAGGCGAUAUACCGCGCACGUUUUAUGCUUUCAAUAUUUCGAUUCGUUGUAGUCUUUGUAGCAGUCGUCUCUGUUUGCUUUUGGCCAAGCAGUUUAUACCCUGGGUACCAGAGACUUUUCUAGCGCGGUUUCCGGUUUCUGCUCGUGGCUUCGGCCUUCGGCCGACACCGAAAAUUCCCGCUGCACGCGCGAGAAAAACCUCUGGUACCCAGGGUAAGCAGUAAAAGACUGAGCGAACGAUGGCUAAAAGGCGCUAAGUCCUUGUGCGUCUUUCGCGCUUCUCCCGCUUGGCUAAAAGAAACGGAAACGACUGGUACGAAUCUACAUUUUAGCUCCGUUGUUUCGAACUUCCAAUUUUGAUGCCAUUAAUUAGUGACUUUUCUUGUGCAAAAGUAGGCUCUUCCCCUCUUUCCUCCACCACGCCCUGCCCCCUCUUUUUUCGCCACGCCGCCAGGGCGCCCCGGAGAGCUUACUCGCAAACUAGCGCAAAAGUUAUCAAAAAACCUCUCUUUUGGACAAGUGUUUACAUUGAAUACGCCCCUAGAGCACACAUAAGGUAACUGCCGUAUAAAAAUUAGAAAAUAGUAAUUAAAAUAGCCACGAAAUCAUAGCGAAGACUUAGUUUUUAAAUGUCUUUGGCUGCGUUCGGUUACCGGUCGUUUCGAUGCAAAGUCGUUUCGAUACAAGUUAAUCCCAUCGAGUUGUAAAUAGUUUCACGUACUUGGCUUAAAGAACGAAGAGUAUUCACCCAAAAUGUUUUUCUUGUUCAACUGCAAACUUUUCUUGAAGUGAUCGAAAUUUUUGUGCAAUUUCACUGCUUGAGUUCUCGUAUCGAAACGACCGGUUUCCCUACCUUCACACGGCACCAGACGAAUUUUCGAUGUGCAAAAACGUCGCCUUCAAAGUCUCAUCUUGUUUGAAAUGGAAAUGGCUACAUUUCAAUAGAUAGCGUAAUGCAACACAUGUUUGUUUUUUUUUUAGGAGGACCAAUAGAUUUGAUGGCUCGUCGUGUGUUAGCUGCUGGAAGUCAGGAGAUUGCUGAGAAGGCUUCUAAGCAUUUGGAAUGCAUUGAUUUACCAAGAGACUGA
Molecule: messenger RNA, 5965 nt
Organism: Porites lobata
Lineage: Eukaryota; Metazoa; Cnidaria; Anthozoa; Scleractinia; Poritidae
Source: the annotation of a GenBank genome assembly